CAGGCCGACAAGCUUCGCAACCAACAAGAGCUCGAACGCCUCCAGGCCAAAUACAUCGGAACCGGCCAUCCAGACACUUCCAGCUGGGAGUGGCGGACAAACAUCCACCGAGACACGUACGCCUCGAUUGUCGGCCACCGACCUCUUCUCUCCUACAUCUCGCUGGCAGAAAACGAGCCACUGACCAAGACGCGGGCUCAGUUGAUACGGGUGUGUAGUUGCUACGCCAAUCCGCAGUUGAAAACCUCGUUAUUUGCUAAUACUUAA
Messenger RNA from Trichoderma gamsii, 267 nucleotides. RefSeq lists its product as hypothetical. Gene Ontology annotation, biological process: mRNA splicing, via spliceosome. Lineage: Eukaryota; Fungi; Ascomycota; Sordariomycetes; Hypocreales; Hypocreaceae. The transcript has a single exon. The record is from RefSeq and is a predicted model, not a curated record. The annotation marks the transcript as partial. Gene Ontology annotation, cellular component: U2 snRNP; precatalytic spliceosome.